ACUUUACGAGUGUCCUGAUUGAUUGCGAGGAAUGUAGACGUAUUGGUCAUCACUAAUGACUCACGUGAUAGAAAAUUUUUUCCGGAAAACUUGCGAUUUCCGGAAUAACGUUAUCUCUGAUUCACGCUAAAUGUCUGCAGGCCAUGUGAAUUGCUCAAUUCUAUUGUUUUCAUUGGAGAGCGAAAUUGUCAGUUUAUUUAUAAUGAAACAAGCCACCGUCAUCUCGCAGUUUUUACCAUUGAUCUUGAUUGAUUUGAUCGAAUAUUUUUAAUAUCUGAGACAUCGGUGCUAAAUUUUCAAGUGAUCCGUUGUUUUUUUUUUUUUUCAACGUGCGGAAAUAAUCAGUAGAUAAAAAAUCCGGCCCCGAUGUUAUUCGAUAAAGCAAUUUUCAUCCUGGACCUUUUGCAGGUUGAUUAAAAAUGUUCGACUUUUCUUUAUCAGAAUUUUUGGUGGUUUGUGGCAGUGUUCUACUCGUAGUCCUUCUUCUGACCGAAAUCCUCGAUUGGACCCAACUAUUCGCUCCUCUGGACUGCCAGCACUCUCCGGUCUUCGUAUUCGGAUACGGGGACCAUAACGGACCUCACACAUGGAAACUAUCGUACCCAGAAAGCGGAGGAAAUUCUCAAUCUCCGAUCAACAUCGUGACACGUGCAGCCUGCGUUGUCCAGCCCAGCGAAUCGUUGAAAUGGCGAGGAUACAGCGUCCAACCCUUGUCCAUGACGAUGGCGAACGACGGUAACGGUGUAUCAAUCUGCGCUUUGUGGUCGCGAUGUUCGAGGCCGAGUAUUCAAGGAGGUCCGCUCUGCGGCAGCUACGACUUUUACUCAAUGAUGUUUCACUGGGGACCCUCGGACGUUGAGGGUAGCGAACACACCGUCGAUUACGUUCGAUAUCCCAUGGAACUGCAGAUGAUUCACGUUAAAAGAGGCUUCAAUUCUCCCUUGGACGCUAUCGUCCUGGGCGCUAAAGACGGCGUGAUGAUCACCGCGUUCCUCUUUCAGAUUACCACCGUGGAUAAUCCGUACCUGGACCACAUCGUGACAAAUUUAUGGCGCGUCGGUCAUCCCGGUGCAAAAGUUUACAUACCUCCGUUUCCACUCGAGUGGAUGUUUCCCCCCUUUGAAAAGAAUUACUACACUUACAGCGGGUCUCUAACUCAGCCACCGUGCAGCGAGGUUGUCACUUGGAUCGUUCAGCCGGAACCAAUCGCGAUAUCGUCUGCACAGGUUUCCAAAUUUCGAAAAAUUUGUUCUGCGGAUGGUCCGAUUCUUCUGAAUUCAAGACCCGUGCAGAAACUCAACGAACGAAAUGUCUACCUACACGAAUGAAUGUGUAAAAUCUCAUCUCCGUGAUUCAGAGUCCGUACACAUCGUAUAGUUUUUCUCAUUUUUGCUAUUGUCCGAUGGUUUUUUUAAUUUUUGGAUCGCUAUUGUAGGUAUACAACAAUUAUCAUUGCAGCUCUAUAUAAAUAUACACCUAAUUUAUUAUCA
This is a messenger RNA of Athalia rosae (coleseed sawfly), 1490 nucleotides long. RefSeq names its product carbonic anhydrase 1-like. Gene Ontology annotation, cellular component: cytoplasm. The transcript has 5 exons. The record is from RefSeq and is a predicted model, not a curated record. Bases 420 to 1328 code for a protein of 302 amino acids. Gene Ontology annotation, molecular function: carbonate dehydratase activity; zinc ion binding. NCBI's taxonomy places the organism in Eukaryota, Metazoa, Arthropoda, Insecta, Hymenoptera, Athaliidae.